Leptidea sinapis is the source of this 8972-nucleotide messenger RNA. It is a transcript of the gene melt, whose product is annotated as protein melted. The record is from RefSeq and is a predicted model, not a curated record. The transcript has 13 exons. Gene Ontology annotation, cellular component: plasma membrane. The coding region runs from base 238 to 3000 and encodes 920 amino acids. Gene Ontology annotation, molecular function: phosphatidylinositol-5-phosphate binding. Lineage: Eukaryota; Metazoa; Arthropoda; Insecta; Lepidoptera; Pieridae. Gene Ontology annotation, biological process: regulation of signal transduction.
CUAAACUUUUUUCUAUAUCGAUACAUAUCGUAUUUAAUUAAAAUUGUAUUAAAUAAUUUGUUUAAUUUUGUUAUAUUAUAAAAAAUAUAUUAACUUCUAGUCAUGAUGUUAUAUAGAUUUAUCGUAAUAAAACUCAAAGUGCUGGUAUUGUGGUGGUGUUAAUGUGUCGAGCCUGUUAUUGUUUUGGAUUGAGUGUAUCCAGUAAUAAUUGCAAACUAUUGUUAUUGAGGUAGCAAUAUGCACGAAUUGCUAAAACACGUUCUCACCGAACGAGACCUGACCCGGGCGGGGGAUAUAUUUGCCAUUACUGACACUGAUAUUGUGAAUGAUUUAAAUGAAGUGCUAAAACAAAUAACCGAAAUAUCUUCACGUCCCGACUACAUCAGGAAUGAUCGUGACCAAGCUCUGAUAGAGAUAUGUGUCACUAGAGUGACAUCAUGUAUAAAAGAGACAGGGACUCUUGAGAAGUAUUGCAGUGCGCUGGUGUCACUUUUAGAGUCAUGUUUGCAUCACAACUUGAUGCCAGUUGGACAUCUACGGGAUGAUGAUCCACCGCAUGCCAAAAUUGCAUCUGAUGUUAUAGCGUGUAUAGUUUUGGUGUCAUUUCCGCUCCAAUCAGACAAAGAAGCAAGUAGCAACACAGCCGUGAUGGAACUAUUUCUGCCUGUUGCUGUGCAGUUUUUACACAAAGGAAACCGGGAGAUAUCGCGGCAUAUGGCGCGAUAUUUAUCCCUUGCCGCCGUCCACCACGCUCCGUUGCUGAAACCUCAUGUGCAGACCAUAAUGGACUCUAUAAUGUCAGGCAACUACCCCCUUUGCCGGAUACUGACAAACUUGUACGAAGUAUGCCCCGAGCCGCUUGAGGGGCAUGUGACGGCACUCGUGUCUCUGCUUCCCCACGCCGAGCCUGUAGAAAAGAGCUCGCUGUUCGCACUGCUGGAGCAGAUGGCGGGGCGCAGACCGGCCGCGCUCUCAACCGCGGUGCCGCAGCUUUUGUCCUACCUGUGCGCGAGCGACGCGCCGCAGAACGACCCCUCAUGCAUGUGCAUUCAUAUUUUACAGGUGAUAAGUAUAGUGAGCCGCAGCCGACCCUCGCUAGUGGUGGAGCAACUCGGCGUCAUUAAGCGCGCGUCUAGGGCGCCACACGCCAGCCGCAAGAGCCACACGAUCAUCGCGAGCAUCCUGGCGCCCAUCGGGUAUACCAGCAGGGAGCGUGCUCAAGAGGCCCUCAACUUUAUAGUGGAGAAACUUCACGGCGCUGAGUGGUCCGAGCAGGCCGGGCUCAUCCGCGAGGCCACGGCGCUCUGCAGCGCAUACCCUGCCUUGUUCACUGACAGACUGCUGGCCGCUCUCAGAGUGAACAAUAAUAACCGGCCGAAGACGGUCCACGGCGACGUAAAUCGGACGUCGGGCGGUGUCACCAUUGUCAAGCUCGGGGGACAGAACACGGGGGCAGGGGCGCAGGUCACGGGGACUGCAGGCUCCGGUGGGGCGCCUGCCAAUGGGACUCCCACAGGCCCAGCGAGUGGUGGUACUGGAGCACCAGUCAGUGGGUACACGAGAAGAGCUAAGCUGGGUGACUCGCGGAGCACGGGAAGACUGCACCCAGGACCUAACUCCCACAGGAGCAUGACGCGACUCAAUGUGGCAGGCGGGUCAGUGGGCGGACUGCACAAGAGUAUGACGCGGCUCUCCUCGUCGCAACAGAUCAACGCGCUCAAUACUAACGGAGUAAGUAACAGUAAGAGUGCCGCAGUUAAAACUGGAAGCGGCGCUAGUGCGGUCACGAAUACAACGACAGCCACGUCUCCUCUGCAAAGCCAGUCUAUCUCAGUAAACCCGCUGACGUGUACGGGCAAGUCAGCAGACACCCUCACACCUGUCACGUCAUCAGUGUCCAUCCAGCACUCCAACACAGCAUUGGGUCAGGUCUCCGUGACCACGGGCCCCAUACUGACUCAGAUUGGGACCAACUCGGUCUCGAUCACCGGCCCCGUCACCGUGACGUCACGCCGGGCCAACAACACCAGUGUUACCAUGAUCAAUUCUAACGACACUUCCAACCAUCGGAUAAGCGUUUUUGAGCCUUAUCCCAUGCGAGAUACGGUCCAACAUUUCUGUGAGAAGCAUUUGGACAAAAUUAAGGCGUACAUGGAUAUUGUGUCUUUGAGGAUACCGCCGCCCGCCAAGUGUACUAUAGAAGAGCGGCGCUCCAAGAAGCAGGCGCGGUUGCAGUUCUCGUGCGGGUCGCGUGGGCCCCACUGCCUGUUCGCGCGGUCGGCCUUCUCCCUGCGCACGCGCGCGCCGCGAGUGUGGAUCCACCUCAUGUUCCUGGCGCUGCAGGCGCGCCAUGCGGCGGCGCUGUCCUCGCGGGACCCCACCGUGGCCAGCCUCAAGCACUGCUGGGACAUCCUGCAGUGCGAGAACAGGACCUUCCUCACGCUAGUCACGGGCGCCUUCCCGGGCCUCAAGGAGCAAGACAUGGUGGUGAACGAGCUCCGCGCGGCCGGCUUCUUCGACGUGUUCGAGGUGAACAGCACCCGGGAUGGCGACAGCGUGCCGCCCACUCACGCCACGUGGGGCUGCUUCCUGUGCAACCACCCCGAGCGAGCCGUGGGCUUCCUGGCGGCCGACGGCCAGCCCGUUAUCGAGGGCCAGCUCAAGGAGAAGAAGGGCCGCUGGCGCCUGUUCCGCAGGUGGCGCACCAGGUACUUCACGCUCUCCGGCGCCCACCUCUCCUGCAAGGGCUCGAGUGGCGGAGAGAGUAUAGACAUAAACCAGAUCCGGUCGGUGAAGGUGUCCCGCGGCGCCCGCAACAUUCCCAAGGCGUUCGAGAUCUUCACGGGAGACCAGACCCUCAUCCUCAAGCCCAAGGACGGCAAGAACGCCGAGCAGUGGGUGCAGUGCCUCAGCAUCGCGGUGGCGCACUCACAGGCCCGUGACACGCCGGCUAAGGCCAACAGCUUGCCGGCUAGAGGCCUCACGCUUAAAAGCUUUUGACUUAAUCACGGUAAACCAAUUCCGGCUCUUGAUUACAGUACAAACAUAUUAGACACAUUUAAAUAGUUACUUAAGAAAUUUUUGAGGUUGUAUCGCGUGUUCUUUUUUAAUGUGGGGAUAUUCAGUUAAAAAAUCCAACAGAUUAAUUAAAUUACUAUUCUACUAUGUUUAUUUCAUUAUUAUGAGGAGGGGACCGUAGGGGCACCUUCGAAUAGAACGACUGGGUUUUCAACGGCUCCCGACAUUAUGUCGCCACGACUUAAAUCGCUCACUCCGCUGUUGACACUGUGUCGCCACAAGAUCCUUAGUGAUAUUGGCUCUCUAUGAGAUCCGAUAUGUCUGAACAGUUACUAUUUAAGUUUAAUAUAUAACUGUAGAAGCUUUAAACAAUGAAAUGAUAAGAUUUAAGCAGGUUAGCAUAUAAUGCAUGCAAUGACUGCUCUGGACUGCAGUAAUUCAAAUCAAAUCAAAUCAAAAUCAGUUUAUUCAAGUAGGUCACGAAAAUGACACUUAUGAAUGUAAAAAAUAAUAUUCUUGUUAUUGAAUCUACCGCUACUUCGUAAAGGGUUGAGCUAAUGAGAAGAAGUAGCAAGAAAAUUGCCACUCUUUUAUAUCAAGAUUUACAGAUCAUUUUAAUUACAAUAUAAUAUGUAAAAUGAUGCAACAAACACACUCAAACGUCAAAUAGUCAAUGUCUUACACGAGUAAGUCAAAAAAUAAAUGUAAAUUAAUAUAAAAGUUAUUGAGUACAGUAUCAUCCACAUACACCAUAAAUCAAUAAAGGUAUUCUGUGAGCAUUUUAUAAGCGAUUAUAAAUAAAUAAACAUGUAUAUAUCCAUACAUAUAUUCAAUAAGUGAUCAUCUUUUUUUUCUUUGUUAAAUAACCGAUGUAGUGUUUUAAUGAAAUAAAUAUUUUUUAACGCAAAACAGAUCAGUAGAAUAUUACAAUUAAGGUAAGGCCUACAAAUCGAUUGAUUGAUCUCCUAUUUGGCAAUAUUCAAUCACAUUAAUAUCUGUAAUUUCUUGGCCUAUGGACUUGCAUCCCGUGCCACUAAAUAAAUUAAAAAAAAAUAAUCUCUGUAGUGUGGAUUGAUGUACAAUGUACUAAAAGGUUGUAGGGACUUCCCGAUAUUUAAUAAUGUUAUGAAUGAAACAUAAGUCUGUAUUGUUCAAUAACUUGAUACGAAAAAGAGUAACGGGUGAACAAGAUGUAUAAAUCCGCACUGUAAAUAAGUAAAGUUUAUAUGAGAGCAGUUAUAUAUAUAAACUAAUAACUUAAAAUAGUACAUUAUCAAUGUAGAAAUAAAAAUCCCCGAAGAUAGGAGCGACCAGCAACCACCAGCAGCGCCUGUUCACGAGCAUGACGCAUGGACCAGUCGCCGCUUCCCUCGCACUUAUCUUGGGAAAGGCAACCCGCCCCAGGACGCUGCCACUAGCAGUGCCAUUUAAUCGAGCAUAAAAAGCCCUGCUCUUUGAUCUUAACCAAUAAACCUAUAAGAUGUGUGAUAUAUUUGCUCAGGAAAUACCUCCACUCACAAUAUUGUAUGAUAUUAGCUCAAUUAAACAGUUAGCUAGCCUGUGACACCCUAUGUCUUUUACUACUAGAGUAGGUUAAGGGUAUAAGGUUCAAAAUUGGAUGAAACAUCAUGGGUGUGAGUUACUUAUGUGGUUAUCUAAAGCUGUCCGCCGCACUACAGGUUGAUUUAUAAUAACGUGACUUAUUAUUAUGUUAGAUAUAUUGUGUACUUAUUGAAUGCAUUCCCUUUUCUAAGUCAAGUGAAAUUUGAACGUACUGAAGACUGAUACUUUGAAAGUUUUCGCACUCAGAUUGUAUUAUUUGUAAUUUAUUUAUGCUUGUUGUUUUGCCUUUAACGAGAAUGGUGAUAAAACAAUAUAAUAAAUAUCUAAUUCAUUCUUAUAAAAAUGCAUUUUUAUAUAAUUCAUAUGCGUAAAGAGUUUCAGUAAAUCUAUGGUAUUGUACUUAACACAAUGAGAUUUUAAUAUAUAUGUGGUAGGUAUAUUAUCUUUGGGGGAGCCCUUUGUCCAGUAGUGGACGCCUUUCGGCCGAAAUGAUGAGACAUGUUGUCAAAGCCGUGAUAUUAUAAUUUCACUCGUGAUAUUGCAAUCAAAAUCAAAUCAAAUCAAAAUCACUUUAUUUAUGAAGGUCAUAGAAAUGACACUUAUGAAUGUUUUUAUUAUUAUUAUUGAAUUUACCGCCAUUUGGUAAAGGGUUGAGCUAAUGAGAAGAAAAGGCAAGAAACUCAUUGCAACUCUUUUAAAUCAUGAUUUACAUGAUAGUGUACCCGUGUCCCGUUACCUUGUAACUAAAACCAUUGUAAGAAAUGAAGUAAUUGACAAUCUAUCGGUUAAUUACACUGUCACUAGUGAAAUUGUAAUAUCACGGCUUUGACAAUAUACCUACGACAUAAUUAGUAAGUUUGUAACUGAUGUUAAUUAUAAUAUAUAAGCAUGUACUUAAUAUGUAACCAUGUUGUGAUUAUUCGUCCAAUAAUAGUUUCGGUUGUAUCAAUUUUCGAUGUCGGUUUUUUGUGAUUUUUAUGACAAACGUAAAGACAAAUUUUGUAAAGGAAGUACAAUGUUUUUUAAGUUUUAGGUUAAUCUUUUUAUAAUGAGUUAUAUAUUUUAAGAUGUUAAUAAUUAUUAUAUUUUAUUUGUAUAUAAUGUUUGAGAUUAUAUGGUCGAACCGUCGUCGAAGACUGAGUGCUGGUCAUAUGUAUUACACCUAUUUACUAUUACUGCUUGUAUCAACAUGAAUAAGAAACUGCCAAAAUCAAAUCAAAAUCACUCUAUUCAUGCAGAUCACGGAAAUGACACUGAAUGUCAAAAAACAAAUUUUCUUGUUAAAUUUACCGCCACUUCGUAAUGGAUUGAGCUAAUGAGAAGAAGUGGCAAGAAACUCUUUUAAACUGCCACUUGCCACUCUUUUAAAUCAAGAUUUAUAUUUUGCUUCGUUUUACAAAUUAUUUUAAUUACAAUAUAUGUAAAGUGAUGCAUUAAAAAUACUCAAAGUCUUACACGAGUUAGUCAAAAAAGUAAAUGUAAAUUAAUACAAAAAAAGUUAAUGUAUGUAUAAUAGUUGCAUCGUCCACAUACACCGUACUUAUUUUAUUCAUACGCAAUUCCGCGCACUAAUUUUAUUCAUCAAUUCUAUCGUUAUUUUUUUUAAUCUGUUUAUUAUAUAUCAUGGUACCUAACUUCUAUAUUACUCACGGUACUCACAAGUGUAAUAACGCUGUUAGAAUUACAACUAAGACUAUCAAAUUUUAUUUUUCUCCAGCAGAUCUUACUAUAAAAUAGUAACUUAGUUUACGCACUACUGGCAACGUUUUGAAUCGAAAACAAAAUAAUUCUUAUUUCCAGCAAUUGUGAUUCUAUUGAGACACUUAAAUAUUAACGUAUUUAGGCUAUUCAUUUAAAAUAAACCUUUAUUUUUCACAUUUCAUUUCACCCAUUCAAUUAACAGAAACGACAUUCGUCUAGGUACCUCGGAUUUCUAGAUUUCCCUCAGAAGUCUUCUGUUUUAGCAAUGUAUCUUAAAACGAAUUUUUAACCGACUUCAAAAAAGGAGCAGGUUCUCAAUUCGUCGGUAUGUUUUUUUAUGUUUUUUAUUAUAUUGUCUCCAUAAUGUAUGGAAAGGAAUUAAAGAAAGGACUUUAAAAGUGAUAAUUUGAAUCGUAUAUGAAAUUGAAGUUUGAUUUAAAAAUAUUAUGAAGUUUUUUUUGUGUAUCAAGGCCGCACUCUUCUACGUCAUUUAGUUACAAUUCCAUUCGAAUACUGGUAAAUAAAAUGUGAAUAUAAAAUGAGUGACAUUUUACUUACUUAAAUUACAAUUACAUAGUUUUAAUAGACUAUUUUUUAGUUCUUAUUAAUUUUAUUAAAGACAAAUUAACGUUAAGUGUAAUAAAUAGAUAUAGUUGUCAAAUGACUUUAAAACAUGUAUCAAAUUGUUAGAUAGUGAGUAUAAGUUAAUAAUUAAAAUCGAAUAUUUAAAUGACAAAUUAUUAUUAAAUUAAUUCAACUUUUUUUUUAAGUAUGUGACGAUUAAUACUUAAUUUAUUGUCAAGAAACUUUUUACUAAACAAUUUUAACCAGGGCUGUCAACUUUUUCACAAAGUAUUAAUUAAUAAAAAAAUAAUAUCUUUUAUGCAAAAGUACUUACAACAAUUUUUACCUCUAACGACUUGUCACUUUGACAUUACUUCUUGAUCUCACUGAUUGGGAUGCGUUCAUAAAAGCCUGAGUUUUAUGGUUUUUGUGUUUGCUAAAGAGUAGGAAUGGUAUGUGCCAAAAACGAUAUGUGAAAAGAUUAUCUAGCGUACUCUAUUAGUGUUACAGAUUAUAAACCCAUCUGAAAUUUAGUAUAAUACUCUUUUUUUUAAAGCACGGUUGGCAACCCUGAUAGAUAACCUUCAAAAUGAUUCGUAUUGUUGAUUUUGAUCAGGGUGCAAAUUGUAAGUUUAUUGCUAAGUUUUAAAUGAUAGUUGGUAACACAGACAUAAGCUGUCAAGUAUGAGAUAAUUAUGGGCUUCUGACAAUUGUACAAGAUACUCUUUUUUUAUGGAAUAGGAAGACAAACGAGCGUACGAGUCACCUAGUGUUAAGUGAUCACCGCCGCCCACAUUCUGUUGCAACACCAAAGGAAUCACAGGAGCGUUGCCGGCAUUUUACUCUAACAGGUAUAUGUAUUUUGUAAAUAGGUACUUUUGUAAAAUUAACACAAAAAAUUCUUACUAAUAGAGUUUUCGUAGUUUCUAUAUCCUUCGCGACGGAAUCCUAGAAACCAAUUAAUGAUUUAUUUCAACAGUAUCGUCUAUAACUUUUGGUAAACUUCUUCAAAGAUGAUUCCUUAUACAGUAGAACUUCGUUAUGUUUAUAAGUAAUUUCUAACUUCAACACAUAUUUUCUCUUCACCUUUCACCUUUCUUCCACUUUUCUAAUGUUUUCGUUGUAUCAUCUCUCUAACUUAAAAUAGAGAUUUGAUAAAUGAAUCUAUUUAUACCUCUGCAAGUUUUAUAUUUUCUUACAAAAUAAUAGAAAAUGUGUUAAGUCGCCAACUUUUGAUUUAGUCGCGUCUUGUUUGAAUUACAGAGGUUCUUUUGUAGAUUUAUUCUAAGAUAAUAUACCCAUGUCACAGGCGCGUUUAUAGUAAAUUGGCGUUAUGGGGCACUAUGCUGAAGUGUUAAGGUGGAUUUGCAUCAUUUUCGCGCACCGCCGGAGUUUUACGCGCAUAUUCACAAGAAAAAUAUACAACGUUGUAUGUGUAUAUUAGUGAUUUGUUUUAGACGGCUAUAGAAAGCUUUCCUUGUUUUUUUGGAAAUCUAACAAGAGGUCCGAAUACAUUUCUGUUGGAACUCAAAAGUCUCUCUAAUUUUAAUAUAGAUAAAUGUGGAGCAUUCUGAACUUAAUUAUAACUUUCUCAGAAACAUGAAGGCAAUUUCUAUCAAUAGAUUAGAGCUUGCUCGCGUUCACGCAAAAACUAAACGAAUUGGAUCUUGGUCGUUACACGAAUUGAGAGCGCGAACUUAUGGCCACUACUGGAGCGGUAACGGAGCAUAGUGGAGACCCACCUUUAGAUAGUUAUCUUCACAAAUUCCACAUGACUUCCCUAUUGAAAGUAUAUAACACAGCCUUUCAAUUAGAAAGUGGCAGAUCCUUUGAGUUAGCAUUACAAUACAUUAGUAGCAAGGGUGCUACAAUAGUAUGAGAUUAUUAGUUUUUUCAACAGGUUGCCAUUAUUUAAGUAUUAAAACAGAUUAAGACUAUAGUUAAGAAUGUUAAAAUGAAAUUCUAGAGAAAGCUGAAUGUAAGUCACAUAAUUAUAUAAUUUAUUGUACUUAUGAAUAUGGUGCUAUUUAUAAUGAAAAGCCAGUGAGCUUGUGAGUAUGUUAUGUAUUUGUAUAUAAGCUGAUAUGACAGUUCAAUUUUGCCAAACAAAUAAAUUAUUUGUCUUA